This is a messenger RNA of Caretta caretta (loggerhead turtle), 11702 nucleotides long. Its product is annotated as mucolipin-1. Gene Ontology annotation, cellular component: lysosomal membrane; plasma membrane. Gene Ontology annotation, molecular function: NAADP-sensitive calcium-release channel activity. The record is from RefSeq and is a predicted model, not a curated record. NCBI's taxonomy places the organism in Eukaryota, Metazoa, Chordata, Testudines, Cheloniidae.
CUUCUCACCCUGCUGGGAGCCCCUUCGCGCCGCUGGGGGAGGCGAGGCACUUCCCCGCCCUUUGCGGGGCUGCCAGGGGGAGAACGGACCGGGCGCUGGGGGCUCGUCCCGGCCCCUGGCCCCGGCAGGAGUUCGGCAGCGCGGGCCGGCUGAGGGGCCCGCUCCUCCCUGGCGGGGCCAGGCCCGGCUGGCCCGGCUGAGGCCCGCUCUCCACCUUGGAGAAUUUCUCGUCUUCCAUCGUGGCCUGGAAGAGUUUUCAGAGGCGCAGCCGUGUCAGUCUGUGUCUGCGAAAGGGACGGGAGGACUCGGGGCACCUUAGAGAGGAACCCGCUCAUUUGAGCAUCAGCUUUCGUGGGCUGCCGCUUGCUUGGCAUAAAGUGGAGAUCGUCGUUUGGACAGUGGCGUAGAGGACUUGUCCCCACCGCUCUUCUGUCUUGCUGCAGGGUGGCCCGUCUCGGGGUUUGCAGGAGACACAGAGGCUGCUGACCCCUGUGAAUAGCUAUGGGUCUCAGGAUGGGGGGGCCGGGCCAGGCGUGGGCUCCGCCUCCCUUCUGCCUGAGGAGGAAGACUUGCGCAGGCGCCUCAAGUACUUCUUCAUGAGCCCGUGUGACAAGUUCCGCGCCAAGGGCCGCAAACCCUUCAAGCUGGUGCUGCAGAUCAUCAAGAUCAUCAUUGUCACCAUCCAGCUCAUCCUCUUUGGGCUCAGCAAUCAGAUGGUGGUGACGUUCAAGGAGGAGAACACCAUUGCUUUCAAACACCUGUUCCUGAAGGACUAUGUGGACGGGUCGGAGGACACAUAUGCUGUCUAUACGCAGAGGGACCUCUACGAUCACAUGUUCUAUGCCGUGGAGAAGUACUUGGCCAUUCCUAAUGAGACCAUCGGGCGCUAUGCCUACGUGCGUGGGGAGUGCAGCAGGAACCAGUCGGCCCUCACGCUGUGCCAGCAGUACUAUCGCAAGGGGCAGAUCGACCCUGCCAAUGACACUUUCAACAUCGACCCCAAGAUCAUCACAGACUGCCUGGGUGUGGACCCCAUGGAGAGGAUGCCCGGGCCCCUGCAGCCCCACCCCAGCUACCGGAACUUCACGCUCAAGUUUCACAAGCUCAUUAACGUCACCAUCCAGUUUAAACUGAAGGCCAUCAACAUCCAGACGAUCAUUAACAAUGAGAUCCCGGACUGCUACACCUUCACCAUCACUAUCACGUUUGACAACAAGGCUCACAGUGGCCGGGUGAAGAUCAGCCUGGACAACAAAGCUGACAUCAAAGAGUGCAAGGACCCCAGCGUGUAUGGCCGAGGAGACAACACCUUCCGCGUGUUCUUUGACGUGGCUGUGAUCCUUGUUUGUGUGCUGUCCUUCAUCCUGUGUGCCCGCUCCAUCAUCCGGGGCUUGAUGCUGCAGCAUGAGCUGGGCCAUUUCUUUCAGAGAUGCUACAACCAGGAUGUCUCCCUGUCAGACCGCAUGGAGUUUGUGAAUGGCUGGUACAUUCUGCUGGUGGUGAGUGAUGUCCUGACAGUGUCUGGGACCAUCAUGAAGAUCGGAAUUGAGUCAAAGAACUUGGCCAGCUACGACGUGUGCAGCAUCCUUCUGGGCACCUCCACACUCCUGGUCUGGGUCGGGGUCAUCCGCUACCUCAGCUUCUUCCAGAAAUACAAUAUUCUCAUAGUGACCAUGAGGGUCGCCCUCCCCAACAUGAUCCGCUUCUGCUGCUGUGUGGCUGUCAUCUACCUGGGCUACUGCUUCUGCGGGUGGAUCGUAUUGGGCCCGUACCAUGUCAAGUUCCGCUCCCUCUCCAUGGUGUCCGAAUGCCUCUUCUCCCUCAUCAAUGGGGAUGACAUGUUCGUGACCUUCGCUGAGAUGCAACAGAACAGCUACCUGGUGUGGCUCUUCAGCCAGCUGUACCUCUACACCUUCAUCAGUCUCUUCAUCUACAUGGUGCUCAGCCUCUUCAUUGCACUCAUCACCGGCUCCUACGAGACCAUCAAGCACCAGUGUGAGGGUGAUGUGCCCAUCACACAGCUCCACAUGUAUAUUGCCGAGUGCAAAGACAGCCCAAGGUCUGGCAAGUUCCGCUGUGAUAGCAGCUCCUCCUGCUCGGUCUUCUGCUGCUGCGAGCGGGCUCCACUGCAGGACAACACGCUGGUGGUGAAUUGACAAUGCAGCUGCGGGAGAGCCUGAUCUGCGUACCUGUCACCCUGCUGUACUGCUGGGGAACUGAGCCUGUACAUGGAACUGCAUGGAGGGCAUUGGUCAUAGGGACAAUCCCAGCCCUGCGACCGCACCCAAUGGCAGCUGCCUCCCUGGCUGGACUCCAAGGACCGGUAGCAGGAGUGGGGCUAUGUGGCCCCCAAGCAGAGACGUGGGUGAGCUCUGUCCACCAAGAUGAACCCUGGAUCUGCUGAGUCAGCCCUUAGCCUAUAACACUGGCUUGGCUCGGUACGUGCUGGCCACGUGGGCUGGAACCUUGGGCCACAGCUUUUAUGUAGCACCUUUAUUUACCUUCUGGCUUUUACCAGGCUGUGUGAUCCUGGGGGGGGCGAAGCGGGGAGGAAAAGGGCUGAGGGACUCCCUUUGUCACUGCCACGGCAGUGCUAACCCUCAGCAGCAUCCUCCCCUUUUCCUCCCAGCCUGGGGCCCAGCAGAGACUGCUGUGUUUAUGUAGCGGAAGGAGUUCCCCUGAUGGAGCCCUUCCUCCCUUAGGCAGGGAAAGCCCAGCGUUGCAGGGGGCUAGGAGAGUUUGGGAAAGAUGCUACUCUCCAGACCUUGUUUCUGCUCUUAACACCCCCCUCUCCCAGUUGGGAACUGGUACCAUCCCCAGAGCCUGUGUCCUGGGUACUCUGUCAUUCUGCAUCUUGCUUUUUCCAGUCUCGGCUCUCUCUUCUCUGACUGCUGCAGAGAUGCCCCGCUGAGGGCAUCACUGAGUUAAGCUGUGCUGGGUGCUGUCUGCUGGACUCUUGAUAGGUUGGCUUUAGUUUUGAAGGUGUUUUUAAAAAUGUUUUCAAGCUGCCUCCCCCUCCCGCAACACGCAGUGCCAGGGAGGGGAGGGAACGACGGGGCCCUUCCUGCUGCCUCAAGAUGUUUAAAAAAGCCUUUGGGGCCAUUAUUUUUUUGUCUACAUUUGUUACUUUUAGAAACAGUCUGCUCUCCCCUGUUCCUACUGGAAAACCCUGUGGGAAAGGACAGGUUCUUUCCAUGCCAGCAGCAGCAUAGCCCCAGGGCCCUUUUCCAGUCACCUUGCCAUUUUAAUACUUUUAAAACCAUGUGUUUUUAGGAAUCGCUGCAGUGAAGACGCCAGCCUGUCCUGUGCGUUGUUUGCAGCCGGGCACUAGUGUGUGCGCUGAGAGUGGCUGCUGGCUAGCCUCUGUGGACCAAGACCAGUCAGAUCCUUUCCCCUAGGCCUAACUCUAACUCCAGGGAAUAACUCUGAAUCCUCCAGGUCCAGGGCCUGCUGGUUGUUCUAAAUUCCUCUCGCAUUGCCAGGGUCUCUAGCAUCCCCAUGAGCAAGCGAUGGCAGCAGAACCUGCCUCCCCUGCACACAGCCUCUGCACUCUGUUUGGUUUGUGCUGUUACUGGUGAGCACCUGAGCCAGGCAGUGUAACUGCGCCUCCCCAGAGGGCUGGCAAACAAAGGAAAGUGGACCAGGAGACCUCCCCUUCCCCACCCAUUCUCUGGAGUGGACUCCUAACAGCUGCAGGUACAAAAACAGGCAGAUGGAAAGGCGCGAUCUGAAGGAGUGUUGUGUGAUGCGCACAUAGUUACAUGCUACAGUGAAAAGUGGGCUGUGUCUACACUGGGUGUAUCUACAUAUCAGUGAAAGGCUUGUGAUGGGGGAGGCAGAGCCUUUCUCUGCAGCUGGAAACUUUUCCUGUAGUGGAGGAAGGGCACCAGCUGCAGGGCACUACCCUGCUAAAAAUAGCAGUGUAGACAGGGAGGCACAGCUUGGGCAAGUAAAGCUGUGUGGGGUAUGAACUCAGUACAAGUAUCUUUACCCACCCAAGCCACACCUCAUGGUCAACACUAUUUAUAGCCAUGUGAAGGGGGCUACAUGCUUCUGAGAGAGGGGGGCAAUGUAGACAUGCUUUUAAUGGUUUUAAGCAGCCUCUGUUCCUUUAAGGCCAUGUAGCUAAAAGCACAGUGGGGGAAGAUUGUGUCUCUGGUACCCAGCGGGAGCCCCCAUAAUCUAUAACUGGGCACAGGGACCAGAUCUCCUUAGGCUCCCCAUCUCCCUUGCAGCAUUGAGCCCCAGGCCCUGGCUGCCUGUUAUCGGUGAAGAAAGCCUUGUGCACUGGGCACUCACUGACCCACUGUGUGGAGAAUGAGCUAUGGGCUGCCCUCCACUCCCAACACCAAAUAGAGCUUGUGUCCUAUGCAGACUGGGAAGGCCCCCAGGGCUGGGCGUUCUGGAGCCCAGCUGGAGUCCCUGUGAAACAGGGGGUGUGGACAAAUUGGCAGCAGCUGGGGACAGACUUGGCAGCAUCCUGCCUCCACCUCCUGUGAAAUCACAAGCCUGUCCACUCUGAAUUCACUUACAGCCUGGAACUCUGCAGGAAAGGGUCUCCAGCAGGGUCAGGGCUGCGGGCUGGCAGCAGCAUGAGGAGCAUUUAAAUCUUCCUCUGGCAGAGCCCCCAACUCAGGAAGCUGGCACCUCUUUGGGCUUUGGAGAGUGUUCACUUUGCGGUGUUGGGGUCAGCAUAACCAGCUUUGGAGCUUGCCUGCAGCCCCUCUCCCUGGUCAGGGCUGUCAGUACUGGUGAUGUCAGUAGUACCUGCUCAUCUGUUGAGGGAGAUCCAGGUUUGGGCAGGUCCUUGGGCUGCUGAAUGCCACUGAGAUGAAUCCCCAUGAAGAUGAGUGUGGCUGUGAGCCAGCCCUGGUGAUGCUAGUUCAGACUGCGGCUCUCAACGAAUUGCACUUCAAUCAGAUUGUUGCCCAAACCCUGGUCAAUGCACACUGCAGCAGGCAGCUGGGUUCCUAGAGGCACCCCUACCUGAUGGCUUCUCCCAGCAGUGCCAUUGGUGCAUCAUCUCAAGUGAGUUCCUCCCCCCUUGCUUAAUGUGUGGCACUCUUCCUAUUGACUGGCAGGAGGCUGAGUGGCUUGUACAUGUUUUGUUUGGCUUGGAGCGUUGCCACCUGUGCUCAACUCCUGUGUCCCAGGACCGCAGCGGCUCUGUGAAAACCCCGCGCUCUGGACCAUGGGCGCUAGAUCCAGGCUGCACGGUAAGAGGUUCUCAAGUCUGGGGCUCCUUUCCCAUGUGCAUGCUCUGACCAUUGCUGCUCUGUUGAGAGCAGAGUUAAGCUGACAGGAGCACUUUUGAACAGCUCUGCUGGCCCUUCCACUGUAGUGUCUUUUCCCCCUGCUGAAGGGCCUGGUGCACAGCUGGCCUAGGCCCUAGUGACUGCUCCCAUGAUCUGUCUCCUCUGUGGCUGGCAGAGGCCUGUGCUGCUGGAGCUGGCUGAAGGGGCUGUUGAUGUUGCUCUGGGUGUGUUGUCUCGUGGGCUGUUGGACAGGAUGGGUCAAGGGCAUGUUUCAUAACACAAGCAGCUGUUCCCCUCUGGAAGCUGGCACGGUGGCAGCUCAGCAUUAUUAGUGUCCCCUCUCCCUCUUGGAAAACUCCACUGACAACUGGCCUCCUACAGCUUGUGCUGUCCCUCUGCUGUCUGUCUGCAUGGGCCACUGCUGUCAAGGGAGGAAGGGGGCCCUGUCUCUUCUAACAAGCCCCUUGCAUUCAGCCCUCUCAGUAGCUCCACAUUGCUGUCUGUCCCUCUCAGUGCAAUGGGCUCAUGUGCCAAACCCCUUCACCCCACUCUGUGUGGCUAGCACGUGGCCAUGCUAAUAGUGCCAGCAGCUGAGCCUGGGUCUGUGUUCCAGACUGUACAGGAUGCAUCUGUAAUAGCCCUGCUCUGGUGCCAGGACUGCUGUGCUGGGGACCAACUGUUUCCACAAGUAUCUGCCCUACACUCCCCAGGCACAGGGGCUGUCACUCUGUCUGCAUUGCUGCUGGGGUGAGGAGCUUAUUACAAGCGUCUUGGCUCUGAUGAGUUGGUGCUGGGGAAAAGGAGGCAUCUUUCAGUGAUCCAGCUACGGAAAAUGAUCCUGGCUGCUGCCUGCCUCUGUCUGCUCAUGCAGCCCUUUCCUCUAGGGGUUAUCAGUGCUGCUGAAUUAUGACUUUUGCGGAAGCCUUGCAAUAUUGGGUGUGACAUUCUCCCCCCUGCCCCCUCCCUUGAAACUCCCUGCAUCAUGUGCUGUCAGAGGACUCUCAGCUUUUGUUUUAAAGAAAGUUUCUAGCCUUCCUGGUUGUGGAGAAAAAGCCUAAAGGCUCAGAGACCAGCAUGUUUGUGGAAAAACCCUAAGUCAGAGCCCUCUUGAUGUGGGGGGACAGACUGAUGAUUUUUGAAGGCGGGUGGGUGUGUGUGGUGAGGGAGGAGGCCACACUGGGCUGGGAAUGGACCUUUUCAUUAGUACAUCACUACAAACUAUAUGAAGCUCCAUGCACCUGUUGCUUGGAGUGUCACCUACCACUGACCUUUCACCUGCUUUCCUGGUGAUGUGGGACCGGAAUGCCGCCUGUGUCACGGGCACACACAGUCUGAGCAGGCACCCUGGGGGCUGUAGAGCUGCCAGCAGACUAUGCCCUAGAGCCAGAGAGGGCUAUUUGGCCGCUAUUGUAAUGCGACUCCUACACCAACUGCGCCCAGUGGCUGAAGCCUUCAGGUGUGCCGAGGUUGCAGUUGCCCAUGGACCUCUCUCACUUUUGUUUGUUUGGAUUGGGCUGUGAAAGCUAAAGCAGCCCUUGCACUUCUGUUCGUGGCAGUGGGCAGCACUAAGGCUGUGGGAUUGGUGUAAAUAGUGUGGUGGGAUUGUCACUGGCAGUUGAUAAAGGCAAUCUUGGAGAAGUGGCUGUGUUCUCUGGUGGGUGUGUGCAGCUGCCUUGCUUCUUAAGGGCAAACUGCACCAACUUCGGUGUGUCUGUUUUUUAACCUAUAGCACUUUUCCCUUUUCUUCCUCUUCCCCUCCCCUUACAAAAUAUAAAAACGUGGGUGUAGCUAGGUAAGUUCUGUGGUGCCCUGAAGCGCUGUGCAGAGGCCAAUGGCAGUAACAAAGGAUCUGCUGUCUAGGAGAUGUUUACAGGCAGCCUUCAUCACUGUCUAACUACAGUAAACUGCCCUGUGCAACCCAGCACAUGAUCACCUAUGACUUGCACCCAGUGCAGGCUGUGUCUGAGGCAUGAAAAAAGCAUCUGUCACCAAAGCGACUUUUGUUUGUGUCCCUCAAACAAUAAGAGCCUAUUUUAAAAAUAUCAACUUCUGGAUCCCACAAAGCUUGUCUGAUAAGGUCCCCUGUCCCUGAGCAUGUCAGCUUAGGUGAGUGGAAGCUUGAGGGUUUGUUGAGGGUCCUGGCUCUGGGGGCAGGUCAUGACCCCUUUAUGGAGGAAGCCAUGGGGCCAAAGCAGCUCCAGACAAGACACCUCCUUGGCAACAAAGUAACAUCUACAGCCUGAGGGCCUCUUAUUUUCAUGGUAGUAACUAAAGAAGAGUUGCGGGUCAGCAGAUAAUCAGCUGAAUAUGAGCUCCGUGUGUGCUACUCUGGCCAAAAGGACUACUGUAAUCCUGAGAUGCAUAAAUAGGGACCUUUUUAAGUAGGAGUAGGCAGGAUAUGGCACUGGAAUUGUGUGUCCAGUUGUGGUGUCUACAGUUUAAGAAGGAUGCUGAUAAAUUGGAGAAGGGAGGAGAAGAACCAUGAGAAUGAUUAAAGGAUUCGAGAACAUGCUACUGAUAGACUCAAGGAGCUCAAUCUUAACAGAUCAAUAAGGGGUGAUUUGAUUCCAGUCUAAAGUACCUACAUAGGGAACAACUAUUUAAUAAGGAGCUCUUAAGCCUAGCAAACAAAGGUAUACCAUGCUAAAAUGGCUGGAAAUUGAAGUUAAAUUCAGGCAGCUUAUAAAGUAAUUUUUUUUACAGUGACAGUAAUUAAUCAUUGGAACAACUUACCAAGGGUUGUGGCGGAGUCUCCAUCACUGGCAGUUGUUAAAUCAAGGUUGGAUGUUUUUCUUAAAGAGUUGCUGUAGGAAUUUUUUUGGACAUGUUCUUGGCUACUGCUCAGGACCUGCUACUGCCUGGUCCAGGGGUUGCAAAUUAGGAGGGGUGGGGUUUUGGGUUGAAAACACUCAUGAUUUGCUUAUUCCUUGCUUGGGGGUACAGAGCACAGACAUGAGCCCCAGGUGAUACCAGAGUGGCCCUUUUGAUUUUUUUCAUUGGCUUCUUCCUUGCUUAUUUGCAAUGACUUGGCUGCCCAUGCACCUGUCACCAGUCCAGGGAUGGUUGCGAAUUAGGAGGGGUGUGGCUUUCGGCUGAAAACACUCACUAUUUGCUUCUUCCUUGCUAAUGUGCAAUUGAUUUAUUUGAUGAUUGAGGGGUGCUGUUUCAUUUUGUGGGUGAGUAUGUGAAAAGGGAGGAGAGACUUGGGGGUACAGAGCACAGACAAGUGCCCAAGGUGAUACCCGAAUGGCGAAUUAGGAGGGAUGCGGCUUUCUGAAAAAUCAAUAUAGCGCUAUGAAAUGUUGAUUGUUAUGACCACCACUCAAAAUGUACAUUUUUAUUUAUUACUUAAUGUCAAUAUUUUAAUCCAGUCACUGGUUUGAACAUUUUUUGCUUUUGUGAGUCAUAUUUUCUCAAAUUUUUACUGUAGCUGUAUAUAAAAAUACACAUUUCAUUUAACUGGUCUAUCAAUAGCAACCAUUCACCCCAUUCUAAUUUUUUGGUGCUUAAAGAUAUUUUUGAUAUAUAGUCACCAUUACAGAACCAAACCUGUGAGAUGUCCCACUUUAGGGGUAUUAAGAGAAGUCUGCUACGUAACAUAAUUCCACUCUUCCUGUUAUUUUCACAUGCACCUUGUGAGUCCAUAGUACAUGGGAGAAAGUUAUUACCUGACUCCUUCAUUAGAAUAAUUGCUGUUUGUCUUCUAAACAUCGUAUUAGCCUCUUGUGUUGUUUCUACCGUACCGAUGUCUUUCUGCUGCAAAUACAUUUCUGCAAACUAACAACGCUUCUAUUUAGGAAAAAAACAUCAUAAUUACCAGAGGUGAAAGUGGGCUGGUCCAGCAUACCGGUAAGAACUGGCCACCGGUCCAGCCCGUACACAGCUGAUGUUACAGUGCUGCUGUGGCAGCGCUUUAUGCUUUAAUGUCACUGCCCCCUUUACCUCCCCCUGCAUCAGUGGCCCUGCCAUAGGGUCUGGCAGCACUUUUGGAUGCUAUCAGCAGGGCCGCCGACAGUGGGGGAGCAAAGGGGGCUGCCCUGGGUUCCGGCGACUUACAAGGGCCUGGUGCUCCUAGCUGCCGCAGCAGCAGCAGCUGUCAGGAAGGGCUGGUGGGGGGAAUCUGGCCCCCACACCUUCUGCCAGAGACCCCACCCCUUCUGGGGGCCACGAGCCCACCCCACACAUCUUGGCAAGGACACCGGUGCAGUGCAGUGUAAUCUCCGGCGUUUACUUUCAACCCAGAUAAUUACACAUAAAUAACAAAUGGUUAUGGCAAUUUGGUAUUCAAUACCUUUAAUCUGAGUGGUCCGCAGUUGUGGCCAUCACUUUGUCUGGUAUGCUGAACAAUUUUACUCUUCCAGUCAGAUGAGGAUUUGCUAGUUAAUAGUUUUGAUGAAGUAUCUGAAAUUUUUAAAGUACAUUAGCGGAUUGCAUAAAUGAGCUUUUCUUCCCCCACCCCCUGGUUUCUAGACAUAAAUACAAAUCCACUCUAUUUAAUUAAUUAUUGCAGUGACUUACUGCAUGUGUGUGUGUAUAUAUGUGUAUGUGUGUGUGUGUGUGUAUAUAUGUGUAAGGUAGAAUCGUAGAAUAUCAAGGUUGGAAGGGACCUCAGGAGGUCAUCUAGUCCCACCCCCUGCUCAAAGCAGGACCAGUUCCCAAUUUUUUCCCCAGAUCCCUAAAUGGCCCCCUUACGAAUUGAACUCACAACCCUGGGUUUAGCAGGCUAAUGCUCAAACCACUGAGCUAUCCCCCUAGCUUUUAUAUUAUUGUCUCACUCUUACACCGUGUAUCACCUGAUUUGCUUUGCUGGCUAGAUUGUCGGGCUCAACGGGUAGUGAUCAAUGGCUCCAUGUCUAGUUGGCAGCCGGUAUCAAGUGGAGUGCACCAAGGGUCGGUCCUGUGGCCGGUUUUGUUCAAUAUCUUCAUUAAUGAUCUGGAGGAUGGUGUGGAUUGCACCCUCAGCAAGUUUGCAGAUGACACUAAACUGGGAGGAGAGGUAGAUACGCUGGAGGGUAGGGAUAGGAUACAGAGGGGCCUAGACAAAUUAGAGGAUUGGGCCAACAGAAAUUUGAUGAGGUUCAACAAGGACAAGUGCAGAGUCCUGCACUUAGGAUGGAAGAAUCCCAUGCACUGCAAGAGACAAGGGACCGAAUGGCUAGGCAGCAGUUCUUCAGAAAAGGACCUAGGGGUUACAGUGGACAAGAAGCUGGAUACGAGUCAACAGUGUGCUGCUGUUGCCAAGAAGGCCAAUGGCAUUUUGGGAUGUAUAAGUAGGGCUCUUGCCAGCAGAUCGAAGGACGUGAUCGUUCCCCUCUAUUCGACAUUGGUGAGGCCUCCAUCUGGAGUACUGUGUCCAGAUUUGUGCCCCACACUACAAGAAGAAUGUGAAAAAAUUGGAAAGUGUCCAGCAGAAGGCAACAAAAAUGGUUGGGGGACUGGAACACAUGACUUAUGAGGAGAGGCUGAGGGAACUGGGAUUGUUUAGUCUGCAGACGAGAAGAAUGAGGGGGGAUUUGAUAGCUGCUUUCAACUACCUGAAAGGGAGUUCCAAAGAGGAUGGAUCUAGACUGCUCUCAGUGAUAGCAGAUGACAGAACAAGGAAUAAUGGUCUCAAGUUGCAGUGGGGAAGGUUUAAGGCUGGAUAUUAGGAAAAACUUUUUCAUUAGGAGGGUGGUGAAGCACUGGAAUGCGUUACCUAGGGAGGUGGUGGAAUCUCCUUCCUUAGAAGUUUUUAAGGUCAGGCUUGACAAAGCCCUGGCUGGGAUGAUUUAGUUGGGUAUUGGUCCUGCUUUGAGCAUGGUGUUGGAUUAGAUGACCUCCUGAGGUCCCUUCAAACCCUGAUAUUCUAUUCUAUGAUUCUAUGAACACCGUCCCCAACAUCAAAGGAUAUUUCCCCAUAUUUAGAAGUCUUUCUUUAGCAUAAUGUCUUUGUUGUUCUUGUGCUUUGGAAAUGUUACUUAGAGCCAGUGCACUGUCAGCAUCAUGUCUCAAUUUCAUAUUUAUGCUGUACUCUUUGCAGAAAUCUUCCCCAAAUGUAUUCAUAUCUGGGAUCUUUGUAAACAAAUGGAGAAGGGGUUGUAUUUGUAAAAUGAAGACACACUGAAUGCCAUGUGUACAUGAAAGGUGCCGGUAAUAACAUGUUUAUUAUGUAUGUAUUAUGUGUAAUUCUCUGAGACUUCUUCUGGAAACACUGGGUCAUCACAAAACAUUAGUCGAAAGGGUGACAUUUUUGUUGUGGCAUGUACUUUUAGUUCGCAAAGAAAACACAGUGGGCUCAGGUAAUUCAUCCCAAUUACUCCCAUUGUCAUCAACCAUCUUCCGCAAUGCUCUGUAACAAAUGCUUAUUGAUUUGUUUGUUUAAAAAAAAAAAGUACGGUCUUCACUGAAACAGAUUUUCAUUAAGUAUUAUACCUUUUUGAAUUAUGUAUAAAGACCUCCAGCGUAACA